AUGUCCACAAUUACAUCAGAUACCACAAUGCCAACACAAGAGAACAUAUCAACAGAAACAUUAACGACAGGAUCAACAACUUCACCAACGACAGCAAUAAUGAGAAAUGAUACUGAAACACCAACAACCGUAACAACCAAUACAGCUGUGAUAUCGACAAGCGACGCCACUAUAUCUGAAAUAGAAACAAGUAUAAAAUCAACGGAACAAGUUACAGAAUUGACAACUACGACAACAGACACCACAACACUGGAAAAUGCAACUCCCAUUGUACCAGUUACUACAACAUUUUCAGAAGAAUCAUCGACUGCUGCUGUAUCAGUAGAAACCAAAGAACAGACAACUUCAGAAACAACGGUUUCUCGGACAUCUACGUAUAAAACACAAACAUCAGACACACAAACAACGGAGGCGUCAACUCCUAUAACUACAAAUACAGAACCAACGACUAGUGCUGAAUCUUCAACACCGACAACCUCACUAAGAGGUUCAACAUCAACACCAACAUUACAAACGACAACGACUAUGAAAUCAACAACUACAAUGACUCCAACAUUAUUGCCAACAACGACGACGACGACAACAACAACAACAACAACACAAAGCACAGCAUUUCCAACUACUCAAUCAUCAACGCAAGAAUAUUCAACAUCAAUGACAUCAACGACACAAGCAGAAACAUCAAGUUCAUUACAUGUAUCAUCUGAAGAAGAGCCAUCCUCAUACGCACCAAUAAGUACAACAGUUAAAACAACAACAACCGAACUCCCAACAUCGACAGAAACGACAUCAACACUAACACCACCAAUAAGUUCUGAGUCAGCAUCAACAGCACAAGAUAUAACAACAUCUACAGAGGAAACAACGGAAACAAUGGAGAUUGUAACAGCAAUUCUAAGAACAUCAACAGAAAUGACCUCAACGAUGGUACCAACAACAAUAUCUGAAGCAGCAACAACACAAUUACUAUCAACGCUGCCAGGACUGUAUACUUGCCAGGUAGGAGUAAAUGGAACAGGAGGAUACUUAAACGGAACAGCGAAAACAAAUAUAGAAAUGAAGCAAAUACCUUUCUUAGUGAUGCGCCCAAUUCGAUCUUCGAUUAAGGAACAUCACGUUAUUGAUAUUGAUUGCUAUAUAAGAAACAAAGACAAAGCAUUCAUUGAAUCAAAUGUCAGCUUAACGAUGUGUUUAAACAAUACUGAAAUCACUAAUUCUACCGGAAACGAAUACAACCAAACUUACGUAUUAACUGCUUUUAGACAUUCAACAGAGUACAUUAUAACCUGUGGACUCGGAAACUGUACAUAUUUAGGGAAAAAAUCUUCAAUUACAGUUGUAAAGCCAGAUGUUAUCAUUUGCGAAAGUGAGGAAGAAUGGCCUACCACAAAGGCAGGAAAUAAUGCCACAGCUCCUUGUCCACAAAACUACACCGGUACCCAAAAAAGGAAAUGUAACAGCGCUGGUCAGUGGGAAGAACCAAAUGUAGAUGAAUGUAAGCGGGCAGAACUAGAGAAAGUUGAAAAUGUGCUCAACACAAUAAAUGACACAGAGGAGAUUUCUGGAGAUAUUAUUGAGUCAUCAUUAUCUGCUAUAUCCACCAUUGUUAGCGAAACUCCAACCGCAGAUAAAGAGGCCAGUAUAGCUCACGUGAACAUCAUACACAGUGUCCAGCUCAUAUCGAAGAUAUCUAAUAAAAAUAUUAGUUUCACGGAUCAAAAAGCUGCAGAGAAAACAACAGAAACAUUCAUGGGAGUUGUCAGUAAUCUUUUGGACACGGGAACAGAACACGUGAAAAAUACUACUGAUGAAAAAGAGGUCACUGGUACAAUAUUAGCCUCUGUGGACGGAUUUGCAAAAUCUGUAACGAAAUCUCUAGAAGUCAACGAGACAGUCACAGUUAAGAAACAACAUAUCUUAUUGAGUAUUGAGAAAAUUCCAAAACAGGAGAUUGUUUUCCCAAAGGAGAUCGAAAAUUUAAAUGACUCUAUAACAGGGUUCAAGUUACCCGAAUCAGCAUUACAAAGUAUUGCAGGUAGUGAUGUUGCAUUUACAGCAGUAAAAUACGAUAAUCUUAGGUCGAACUUUGAUACCGAAAACACCAUCAAGACCUCAACAAUCGACUCCAGUGUAUUAUCGCUUACAGUGGACAAUUUGAAUGGAAACCUAACGGGUAACAUCACACUUACCUUCCAACGAAAUUCAAGAAACGUCUCAGCCAACAACACCAAUGCAGAAUGUGUCUUUCUAUAUGAAGCAAGCUUAUGGAAGAAAUCGGGUUGUAGUGUUAACACUUCCCUCUCCAAUAGUUCACAGACCGUGUGUGAGUGUAAUCACUUGACCAACUUUGCUAUAUUGAUGAGUUUGGAUGAUAGUGGGGAAAAUAAGCUAUCAGAAGAGGAUAAGAAAUGGUUGACAAUGAUUUCCAUUAUUGGAUGCAGUUUUUCUAUUGUUGGAGCAAUGGCAACGAUUGUCAUAUAUCUGUACUUCUGGAGGUGAAUUACUGAUUUCACUGCUUAUUUGAUAGCCCU
Molecule: messenger RNA, 2531 nt
Organism: Saccostrea cuccullata (small rock oyster)
Lineage: Eukaryota; Metazoa; Mollusca; Bivalvia; Ostreida; Ostreidae
Exons: 13
Coding region: 1-2499 (832 amino acids)
Biological process (GO): adenylate cyclase-activating G protein-coupled receptor signaling pathway
Cellular component (GO): membrane
Molecular function (GO): G protein-coupled receptor activity
Source: RefSeq, a predicted model, not a curated record